AUGGAUCAAUGUCGCUAUGACAGUAAAAGAAUGUGGAGUACUUUAAAAGAAAUUGUAAAUAGUAGUAAUAAUACAUCGAAUUUUAGCAUAUUAGAUGGUAGGUUAAAUGUUACUAAAAACUUAAAUAAGUUUUACUUUGAUAGUAUUGAGGGGAUUGCUCAAAAUAUUCCUAGAUCCUCAAAUUUUUCUGAAAUACAGCUUGAUAUUGUUUCUAAGAUUGAUCCUUUUCCCAUCAUUUCACUUGGUAAAUUGCAUAAAGUGACAACACCAAUCGAAAUGAUAACAAUAGCUAAACCUGCUCCAUACAUUCUUAAACCUUAUGCAGGACUAUACAAUCCAUUUCCAUCAAAUUGCUCCCUUCUUUGCAACCAUCCAACAGCUAUAGAAGCUAAGGAAUUAUUAAACGAUGCCAAAGAUGAAAACGGCAAUUUGGAUGUUGAGUUAAAUAUUGGAGGGGAACAGCUAACACCUACCAAUAUUUACAUCCCCCAAGUGGAAAGUGUUCCCGAGGAAUUAUUUCGAAGAUACACAGAAACUGAUUCAAGACCCCAAACACCAGCUCCUACACUAAUAAGUGGGAUUACAAGAUUAACCACUUCCAGAAGAUGCAUUACACCAGAUCCUCUACCAAGCAGACAAGUAAAAGAAAAGACUCAGCUGGUACUGGAUUUGAGAAGAAGUCACAGUCAGGAAAAUUUGUCUAUUUAUGGAAGCUCGCCGUUUUAUCAAGAUCCUCCUCAGAUUCGUAUCCAACAAGUACUGAGCAGGUCAGCUAGUCUAGACGACGAAAAACAUGUCGAAUCUCAAAAAUUAACAGCACUAUCGCAUAAAUACUCUACCUCAAGAAGACCGGGUACCGUAAGAAAAGUGGAAAAAGAAAAAGGAGACAAAUCAGAAAAUGUAAGAAAGUUUGUAUUAGUGCUUAAGUUUAUAUCUAUCUACCGUUAUUUUCUGUUCUUGGCAUUGUUUAUACAGGGUGUCCAGAAACUCUACCGACAAACGAAGACAGGAGAUUCCUCAGAUAAUUUUAAGACAAUUAAACCCAAUUCACCUAGUCCUAAAAUGCUUCCUAAGGUCAACAACACACAAAAUGAUCCUUCGGAAAAUAAUGAUCAAGACGAAGAAGAUAGUGAAGAAUUUAUUAAACGAAGGGGUAAACGACGAAGAAAGAAAGGAAGAGAUGCAUCAAGAGGUCCGCCCACUUUUCAAGCUUCCUUGGAUCCAGAGACGCAGGUUGCUACUAUUGGUCCCGAUUCCCACAAUCCAAGUGCAAGACAUUCUUUAGCUCCAGAGGGUGCGUCUUCACAAGACGUUCCAUGCGAGGAGAUUAAGCGAAGCAAAACACCAAUAAAAUUCUCAACCAGUUUGGAUAUCAAAUCUUUCCUAACUACCGAAAUACUGAAACAACUACGAAGAGAACUGAACGAAACCAUCGUUGAUACUGAACUGGACAAUAAGAUGAAAGUAGCUCUAGGGGAAGCACUUAAAACAGUAGUCAAAGGCAAGCCAGUGUGCGAAGAAUUAGCUUCCUUACAGAAAGAACUAAAUAUACAGCCAGUAAAUUCUGAGCUUUGGAUCUCGCUUCCCAGAACAUUUUCUAGAUCUAGCGCUAUAUUUGGACUGCCAAUGGAUAGUCGGACAUUUAACACACUAACCCCGAUUGAAUACGUGAAAGAUAAUAUAUACAUAACUUCACCAAGAAAGCUCUUGUAUAACUGCAUUGUUGAAAAAUACAGAAUGGAAAAUGAUGAUGAAAAUGAAUGUGAUCGACAAUUGCAUUGCAAGCAAAUGCGUUCAUGUUUAGAUUUAAUCAUGGGAAAACCUCUAAAAGAUCAGCAAUUUGAUUAUUUUAAAGACCUUGUUGGUUGGAACGAAGAGGACAUAUUUGGAUUUAAAAUUUGCUGCGGGAUUUUUGCUCUCUGUGAACGUAUUAUGGCUCCACAGAUCUGCAGGCAAUUACCAAAUAGAAAAGAGGAUCCCUGUCACGAGAUAGAAACGGCUGAUUUUAACUUGUUGGAGAAGAAACUUAACGGCAGAACCGUAAACGAAAACUUCAAAACAAUUUUAUAUGCAAUCAAGAAUUCCUAAUUAUAAGUUGUAUAAUAAAACAUUCA
Molecule: messenger RNA, 2114 nt
Organism: Diabrotica virgifera virgifera (western corn rootworm)
Lineage: Eukaryota; Metazoa; Arthropoda; Insecta; Coleoptera; Chrysomelidae
Exons: 11
Coding region: 1-2088 (695 amino acids)
Source: RefSeq, a predicted model, not a curated record